AGCGCCACCGUUCUGUAUACACACAGUAUAGCCCCAUAGUCUGACUGGGUAGGACGUGUGCUUCUUCAGCUGCUCGAAAAUAUAAUCAUUUUUCACACACACACACACAUACGCAUACGCAUACGAAGCCGGGGAAAAGGAACAACAACAACAACAAACGUCGGCUUUUUCAUACACUAUCAACGGCAACGUUAUCUUUGCCAUAUUCAUCGUUACAAAGAAAGAAAAAAAAAGAAAAAGCUUCUGAUUGACAAAACAAACUGUGACUACUUCUCGUGCAAUCGUUCUUCGUUUGCCAUCGCGCAAACUUGAUUUUGAAAAUUGGUGAUUGGAAGCAGAAUUUGUCGGCACACCAACCGGGGGAUCAUCAACACAUUCGGACACUAUUGCUAACCUGAAUACAUUUCAUUAUGCCUAAUGAAAGGGUUUGCAGAUAAGAUGACGGAUCAUCAGGUAUUGACAAACACAACGAGCACCACUUCUCCAACCAUGGGUUUACAAGCACAUCCUUGCAGCAACAAGCGGACAAUCGAGGGAUUAGAAGAACCGGCCGGCCGGACUCAACAGAAUCACAAUCAUCAUUACAAUAAUAAUAAUAAUAAUAAUCAGCAAGUCUACCAAGUGCACGGUGGUCCACGUGCUGCUAAACAGCAAUGCACUAUACGAGUAGGACUUGAAGCUCCUGAUCAUUUAACGACGUUGGUGCCGAGCAAUUGCAACCCUGGCACGGAAUCGGUAACCAACAACAACAACAGUUGGUACCGAGAUGUCCAGCAACAACAUGCUCCCGAUUAUGAAACAUACGUCAACGGAUUCACAGCUGCCGAAGUUCGAGCUUCAACACCUUACUCGACAUCGUCGACGUAUUAUUCGAGCACAUCGACUCACAGCACAGAAAACGUAGCCGUCCCUGCCGUCGAAUACUCUUCCUACGCUAACAAUGGCUCCAACAACGUCCAGUAUUCGAGCCAAAAUGUUUAUCAGAAUCUGACGUCGAUGUUGCCCGUCGCCAAUGGAAGUGGCGAGUCGCUAGCGGAUCGAUUCGAACGAGUCUGCAGCAGCCCACGACCCUAUGUCCAGUACAGCGGCCGUGAAGAACCUGCUGGAUAUCAUUACGGAACCAACAACGAGUCCAGGUCGGAUGAACGCUAUUGGACGUUCGGCUACACGGCAGCUUGCCCUAGAAAAACGGGCCCUGCUGGAUAUGCAAAAUGCAAUAGUAAUUACAACGGCUACAAUGGUGAAAAUGGAUUCGGUCAUCAUAAAGCGACGGCUAAUGGUUACCAACAGCAGCAGCAGUUGGUGGGAGGUGGCCAGACGAUACAGCGGGAUGAAAACGGAAAAUCCUACUUAGAAUUAGGUGCCAAAGCGGCUGUCCAGCCAGAUUGGACUCGCCCACAAAUGUGGCCGGCUAAUAAUAAUGGCCAACAACAACAACAUUACGCUGUUGCUCCUCCUACGCCGUUGGUCAAGUCUUGCUCGAAAUGCGGGCACGUCCUUUUAAAUCCAGCUCGAUCUCUACCGCAACCUUGCUAUCGACAUCAACGACUCUCUGUCCUGUCACUUUCCAUGCUCAAACUCAACAGAUAUCGGCAGUGUUCCGAUCCCAGUCUUCACCGAUCUGUUCUCAUAUGCAACACUUUGCGUCAUAUCGAGGAUGAGAUGGAAAGAGAAGGACCAACUGAAACUUCGUCUGCUCCAACGUCUUCUUCUUCUUCGACAGCCAAUAGUUGUGAUACUUGUUGUUGUUCUCAUUGCGGUACAGUUUUCAACAAGCCGGACAACUACGGCAACGACAACAGUACCGCCAAUAAUGCCAACAACAGUGUCGGUGUCUACGAUACAACGCCGGAAACGAACUUCAUUAACGCUGGCGAGUACGGCGGUAGUCAGAGUAGCGCAACAACAGCAGCAGCUACGACCACCACUACAAUUGCAGCUAGCACUAAAUCAAAUUCGGUGGUGGUGCAGGCCGAUGAAGAUGAUUCGGGUUUUGGUGAUGAAGAUAGCCGAGAUAUCGACUGGAGUUCGGUUUUUAGUAUGUCGACAGCGUCGGGAUUUGAUGCGUCACCUGGUAACUCCAGUUCGUCCGAUUCGUAUUUGUGUGAUUCAAACUCUUCGGAUCCGUCUCUGUUUGCCGGUGCUGAACUCGUCAGCGAGUUGGGCCUUUCCAAUUGGAAGACUAGCCAUUGUGGAUCAUCUACAAACGGUCAUAGUGGUGGCGCUACAUCGUGGACUAGUGACUCUUCUGAUUUUUCAGGUGUUCGAUGGAAAAGUGAAUUGGGUGAUGAACUCGAAGGUUUCGUUCACAUCUUGGUCGGUUCCUAGUAGUCCGGCUCUCUUUUCCCACCGUUGCUCUCUCGAGAUUGUCAAUGAAACUUCCAAUUGCUCAAGUGAAACACAGAGAGAUUUGUAAAAAAAAAAGAAACAUUUUUGUUCUGACACCAAUGAAUCAGUGAUGCUUUUUACAGCGUAUCCUAAUUUCAGCCCUGGACAAAUCACGGACAGCUCCUCCUACAAAGAUAUCCUCCCAUCUGUUGUGUACAUACCGUGUACAAAAUGUAUUGUGUCGAAUUCAAUGUUCAAUCAUAUGUAAUCACAAUCUUGCGGCAAGCCAUAUCCAAUACAAAACAAAAAAAGAAUUUCAAAUGAAA
Messenger RNA from Daphnia magna, 2654 nucleotides. RefSeq names its product myb-like protein AA. Gene Ontology annotation, molecular function: transcription regulator activity. Gene Ontology annotation, cellular component: nucleus. The record is from RefSeq and is a predicted model, not a curated record. NCBI's taxonomy places the organism in Eukaryota, Metazoa, Arthropoda, Branchiopoda, Diplostraca, Daphniidae.